AUUUCUUACAGUCAUACAGUGCACAGUCUCAUUAGCAUGCUAGUUAAUGAAUUUCCUGUUAUUAUCUAGAAUUUAUUCAUACCUCAAUUGUGGUUUCAUCAAGAAACUUGGUAGUUUAUGAGUAUUAAGUGAAAUUGUUAUCCAACGUUAUAUAAAGGUCCUAACUAGCAAAAUUUUCUGUGAUAUUCCACGUUCCCCGUCUAUGUUUCAUUAAAGUAUUCUAGGUGACUCGCACAGUUAUGUUUGUAGGAUGGUUCGGCCACAUUCUUCUUUUGUCGUUCUUGUUCAAAACAAGCGGCGGUGUGCAACGUUUUCCCAAAAAUUUUAAAUUUGGAGCAGCCACAGCAGCCGUCCAAGUUGAAGGAGCAUGGAAUGACGAUGGUAAAGGAACAAAUAAAUGGGACGAAUAUUACCUUUUGCACCCUCACGCUAAUUCCGACAAUUCAACACCAAAAGUGGCUGCUAACUCAUAUUAUCUGUGGAAACAGGAUGUAGACAUAGCUGCAGAACUGGGAUUAGAUGUAUAUAGAUUUUCUAUAUCAUGGUCGCGUAUCCUGCCAACUGGCUUAGCAGAUAAAAUGAACUACAAAGGCAUACAGUAUUACAAUGGUUUAAUAGACAGCCUGGUAGCAGCAGGGGUAGAACCGCUCGUCACCAUAUACCACUUGGAUUUACCAUACACUUUGGUAGAACUUGGUGGCUGGACAAAUCCAUCAUCAGUGGAUUGGUUCUUCGAAUACGCAAAGCUCGUUUUCUCACUCUACAGUGAUAGAGUAAAGUAUUGGAUUACAAUUAACGAACCGUGGAUGAUCUGUGACGUUUGGUUGAACUCUCCAAAUCCGAAGGACAAAUACAUAUGCACCAAGAAUAUCUUGUUGGCACAUGCAAAGGUGUACAGAUAUUACCACGAGAUGUACAAGUCUGCGAAAGGACAAGUAUCCAUUGCAAACUUCUUAUUUUGGCUAAAACCAGUAGAUUCUUCGACCGACCAUGAAAAGGAGCUCAUUAAAUUUCUCAAUCAAUAUAAUGUUGGUAGAUUCUUCCAUCCUAUUUACUCAAAACAUGGAGGAUGGCCAGCAUUGGCAGAACAGCUUAUUUCCAAUUUAAGUAUUGCAAAUGGAUCACAUGUUUCGUGGUUACCUGCUUUUACUGAUGAUGAGAAAGAACUAGUUCGAGGUUCAGCCGACUUCCUUUCCUUUAACUACUAUUCAACAAAAACUCUUAAAAUGACAGAUAAAACAGAUCCGCAGGCUUUUAGGUCAUUGACAUCUAUUGGAGGCCAUUUCAAACCAGUGCAUUUACCAGGAGCAUUUGCGCAAAAAUGCAUAAGUCAUAGUAUAUACCCUUACAGCUUAAGAAACAUCAUUUCAUGGCUCAGAAGCGAAUAUGGAGACUGGGACAUAAUGAUCUCGGAGAACGGCUACCCAUAUUGUAAUAGAACUUUGCACGACCCUAUGCGAAUAACGGUCAUCAAUAAAUUUUUGAAACAGAUUCUAACAUCAAUACAUAAAGACAAAGCCAAAAUAAUUGGAUAUAUGUACUUCGCCUUAAUAGAUGGAUUCGAGUUUUUCAGUGGGUUUACAGCCCGAUUUGGUUUGUACGACGUCGAUUUCAAUGACACAAAGACACCAAGAACACCACGCGACUCUGCUCGCUAUUACACCUGUCUCACAAAGAACAGGACUUUAGCAAGCUGUGACUUCAUGGUUAGCGACUCCAGCACUAGCAGUUCAAGUAUACAAGUCAUCAUAAUAACUCUGUUAUCCAUUCUGUAUCGUUGUAUCGGUUAAACUUCUAAUGCAUUACAAAUGGACGUAGUCCCUGAAAAACGUUCGAAGCCACGAACAUCACAUUUCAAGGAAUUCGUGUUUAAAGUUUAAUCAAUAUUAGUGUAUUCCCUACGUGUGGGUAGGGCUACUAAGUCAUUAUGGCAUUUAAAGAGUGACAGAAGGGGUGCCAUUUUUCGUCAUUCAUUAAUAUGAAUCACGUGACCAGUUUUGUGUUCUUAACUCGAUUUCGAUACGAUUGCGGUUUGGAACGUUUUUCUGGAAUUACGUUCAAAUAAACUGAGUAUAAAGUUAAACCUGUGAAUAAAACUGAAACUUAGUAUACUACCAUAAUAGAUAAACCCUGUGUCAAAAUGAGAUAACUAUCCUUACAUAAAAACCUAGGUGUGCGAAAGAGACGGAAUAGAUGAAGACCAUGAAACAGUUUGUAAAGAAUUUAGUUUCCAUUAGUCUCCUGUCAAAUUGGACCGCAUUUGAAUUUUAGUGUUUUUAUCGUUAUUGUUCUGUUUUAACGGAUAUUAAUUACAAAAUAAAAUGGUGUCGCGCUCUGUAUUAGUUUAUGUUGUUACUUAAAGCAACAAUCCAACUAAGGUAACAUUUCACAGGUAAAUAAAUACUGACUCUUGAAUACCUACUACUUUCGUGAUGUUUAUUUUCGCAAAACCUAUUAUGCACUAAAAUACUAAAUAUUACAUUUUAUGUACCCAGUAUGCACUCUUUAAAAGAAAAUAUGUUUUAGAUAAUAAAAUAUUAUAGACGUGAAUAUGACGCCGUUUAUCAAUAUUUGUAAUAGGGAUUGACCAAAAGCAAAAUACUACAUACUUCACCAAAUCACUCACACAUCUGUAACAUCUGUGUACUAUUAACAUUUUAAAUUUAGUCUCGCCGUAAUGAGGAGAGUGUUUGUCUAUUACGUUGGUAUACCAAGUUUUAUGUAAUAAACAAAGAAUAUGCAAAAUGUUUACAAAUAUGCAUUUUGCUUACGAUUGGUUUAUUCGGACGUAUAAGGCUAGGGUUACUAUGGAUGCGAGUUCUGACGAAAAUUUGUUCUGACGGAUUCGUCAGAAGAAACAAACGCCUGGUAUCCGUCUGGACAGUGUUUACACUGGCAACGACGAACGCGUCAGAACAUGCACGACGUCGUCAGAACUACUCGAGCGUUCAAACGAGUUUGAUUUAUUCGCACGACCGUCUACGUCUGCGAAUUUCGAGUGAUUUGGUUUCCACCAUGGAUAACGAUAAAUUGAUCAGUCUCGUGUACGAGAACAGGUGUUUGUGGGAUAUGAGAGACAAAAAUUAUCACAACAGAGAUAUUUCUCGGCAAAAGUGGGAGAAAGUUGUUACAGAACUCAACACUACAUUUGGACCUCUCCUUUGUCGUCUCUUCUAGAUAAUAACUCGUUGACAUGCUCUGUCUUUCCACCAUUUACCAAUAAUAAUUUAAAUAAUGGACUUUCAAGAAAAUCAAAUUCAUCAAAUUCAUCCAUCUUCGCUGGACGGCAGAAACGAGCUGACUAUCAGAAUAACAGAAAACGCGCAUAGUGUAAACGCCUUGUUCUGACGAGGAUUUCGUACGUACAGAACAAAUUUUCGUCAGAACUCGCAUCCAUAGUAACCCUAGCCUAACGCAACGAAUCAAUUUCGCAAUCGCUGCUUGACAUUCGGAAAACUUUAGAAGUUGAUACUUCACAUUUUAAGGAAUUCGUGUUUAAAGUUUAAUAAAUAUUAGUGUAUUCCCUACACGUGGGUUGGGCUACUAAGUCAUUAUGGCAUUUAAAGAGUGACAGAAUGGGUGUCAUUUUUCGUCAUUCAUUAAUAUGAAUCACGUGACCAGUUUUGUGUUCUUAACUCGAUUUCGAUACGAUUGCGGUUUGGAACGUUUUUCUGGAAUUACGUUCAAAUAAACUGAGUAUAAAGUUAAACCUGUGAAUAAAACUGAAACUUAGUAUACUACCACUACUAUAAAAUGAUUUUUAUUGACAGUAUUGUCAGGGAUAUAGUCAACAUUUUGCAUACUCUUGGAUUAUUCACAGGUAGGUUUAACCAUGUAUAUUUGUAGGGCCGCUAGAUUUUAUUAUUUACUGCAAAAGGAGCCCUUGGCUUGUAAUUCUACAAUGAUUCGUAGGUGUUCACAUGUAUAACGUUAAAGUUUUAUUCUUCGAUAUCAGAGAAAAGUAACCUUAACUUGCUAAAAUUGUUAAAUAUAACGUAACAAAUGAUGAUUAAAUUAAUAUUUUUAAUAUGUUCUAUAAUUUGUUAGUAUCUGCCUUGAAAACACUAGCAGCCUUACAAAUAAACUUGGUACAAAGUUUAACUGAUAAACAAAGAAAAUGCAAAAUGUUUACAAUAUCUUUGACAACACUGUCAAUACUGAAGUUUUCCUAAUGACAAGCCGCCUUGCAAAUAAAGGCGGGAAACGUUAUACGUACGAACAAACCAUUCGUAAGCAAAAUGUCUAUUUGUAAACAUUUUACAUAUUCUUGGUUUAUGCUUAGUUAUAACUCUAUGCCAUUUUUAUUUGUAAGGCCGUAUAAAUAUUACUGUUAAGCUAUUUAAUUAUUGUAUCUUCGAAUUUUUAAUUACUUUCUUUGUGUAUUAUACAUCACCAUUAUUCAACAUUCUAUGACAAUGUAAACGGUCUGGUGACACAAUUACUUUUAACUUAGAUUACUACUAUAUUAUAAUUUAUAAGUACCUAUUGUGAACACUGUUGACCCUAAUAAAUAAAAUGUUAUUCGCUUAGAGAUGUAUUAAUUAUCUAAGCCAUAGAUAAUUAAGAAGUCUAGAUAGAACCUCUUGCUGUUGUUAGCCAAUGCAUGAUAACUUUUAUACAAAAGGUUUAUUACUUUAGUGUAUAUGACAGCUACGUCUUACACUCGCGAUAGGUCAGUCACUUUGUUUUCAAGUUCCUGCCUUGCUCAAAAUAUAGGCUAACAGUUCGCUGCUACUUUUUUUCGACGUGUUCAGAGCUGUCACAGUCUAUCUAGACAUUAAAAUUAUGUAAGUUUAUUUUAGUCGUCAUUUAAGUUUUUAGCACUUCUUUUUCAUUUUCAUGAUCAAAUAACACUUCUCCGUGAACGCAGUGUACUUAAAAGGAUCUAAAGGUUUUCAAUUCAUUUCAUUGAUCUAAAUUUUUUCAUUCAUUUAUUAUCAAAGUACCUUACAUAUAUACCUUCCGAAAUCGGCAAGUGCCCCGGGUCGCGGUACGCCUUAUAUCGGCGUGAUUUUAGCGCGCAAGCAGUGGUCUGUCAAUGCGUAUUAAUUUACGUGUAUUAUGAUUUGAGUGAAUGUAUCUGAAAGCUAUUGAAACAAGCUAUAAUGCCAUGCAAAAUAAACCAUCUUAUAACCAAUCUAAGAGUCAGAACUUGGCGAGCGAAUAGUGUGCCGUGCGGCACUUUCGCUUUUCGUGUAUUUGAAAAAUCUAGCCCUUGGAUACUUGCCGAUUUCGGAAGUUCAAUAUAGAUAUAUAAUUGAUAUUCUUUGUUUUUAUUCCGUAGGGAUAUCAAUAAUUUAUGUUUUUUAGUGUUUAAGAUGUAUAUUUACUUACUAAGACAAAGUGUUCCUAAAAAUAAAAGGUUUUCUCCACAAA
Messenger RNA from Leptidea sinapis, 5376 nucleotides. RefSeq names its product myrosinase 1-like. Bases 240 to 1790 code for a protein of 516 amino acids. The record is from RefSeq and is a predicted model, not a curated record. Lineage: Eukaryota; Metazoa; Arthropoda; Insecta; Lepidoptera; Pieridae. Gene Ontology annotation, biological process: carbohydrate metabolic process. Gene Ontology annotation, molecular function: beta-glucosidase activity. The transcript is spliced from 11 exons.